Messenger RNA from Symbiodinium necroappetens, 489 nucleotides. NCBI's taxonomy places the organism in Eukaryota, Dinophyceae, Suessiales, Symbiodiniaceae. The record is from the annotation of a GenBank genome assembly.
GCCGAGCGCCGCCUAGAGCGCAGACGCCUCGAGUUGAAGAUACGCAAACUCAAAGAGGAGCAAGAGGCGCAGGAGCAAGCUCGGCAGAAGGGAAAGGAAGUGCAGCGGCAGCUAGAAGAGCAGGAGGCAAGCGAGCGCUGUGCUGCUCGAAGAGGCGAGCCCAGUGAGACAGGAAAGGAGGAAGCUCAGAAGGAACUUCGGCGCCAGCGCCGUGCACAGCGCGAUGCCGAGGAGGAUGCCAAGCUCCGCGAGGCGCGGCGGCGCCGCCGCGCCGAGGAGGAGGCAGCCAAGAAGGAGCAUGAGGCGGCCCAGCGAGCGGCUGAGGAGGACAAAAGGCGGAAGGAGAAAGAACGCAAAGAGCGUGAGAAGCGCGAGCGCAAGGAGAGGGAAAAGGCCGAGGCAGCAGCACAGGCUCAGCGACGGCAAGAGGAAGAGGCGAAGCGCGCAGCUGAUGAGAGAAGGCGCCAGGAAGAAGCUGCACGUCGAACC